AUGACGGCCGCGGUGCUGACGCCAGAGGAGCGUCCGUCCCUCUGCGAGGUAUGGCGGCGCGCCGCGGCCCAGUUCGCCUCCGAUACGAACCUGGCCGGCGUGAACAACGCCAGCCGCGCGCGCCACCCGCUGCGCCGGCUGGUCUGGUGCUCCCUCUGGCUGACCGGCCUGGUCGUGUCGCUGAACGAUGUCAGCCUGCUGGUCAGUGACUUCCUGACCUACCCGGUGUCCACCUCCUACUCGAUCGCCUACGACAGCGCCGUCACCUUUCCGGCCGUCACCGUCUGCAAUCAGAACAGCGUCAUGUGCACCGACCUGAUGCAGCAGCUGUUCGCAGAGCCCGACGACUCCCUGAUCCUGGAUCUCGUCCAGAGAUCGGCGUGCCUCUCACUCAUUCCGGGCCUGUGCAUGCCUAUGAAGCUGAUGUUCUUCGAGUUUUUCGGCGUGCUCUCGACGCCCGAGUACGGCAACUGUUUCACCUUUAACUCCAACAUCAGCUCUGCGGCGGACCGCGAGGCCGGUCAGCGGGUCGCCAGUAUGGUAGGACCCAACACCGGUCUCAGUCUGGUGCUGUUCGUCGACACCAACAACUACAUGCCGUCGACGGUGUCACAGACGCGAGGUGCGCGCGUGGCCAUCCACCCCAGCGACGUGACGCCGCUGAUGGCCGAGACCGGCAUGGAGGUCAGCCCGACCAGCCUCACUUCCAUCUCCAUCACUGAGACCCGUAUCGUCCGCAUGCCGUAUCCGUACACGUCUCACUGUAUCUCGACGUGGGCUGACUCUGGUCUGGAGCCGUACGGAGUCGAUCCGACCACCGGAGUCGUCGGUCCCAGCCAGGCGCGCUACACGCUCGCGGAGUGUAACAGGAUGUGCCUGCAGCACCACCUGGUGAAGAACUGCGGCUGCCACGACCCGCUGUACCCGCUGGAGUUCACUGUGGACGGCGAGCUGCAGGACGUGGGACCCGCCUGCGACCUCUCCUUCGGCAGUGAGUGA
This is a messenger RNA of Amphibalanus amphitrite, 999 nucleotides long. RefSeq names its product amiloride-sensitive sodium channel subunit alpha-like. Gene Ontology annotation, biological process: sodium ion transmembrane transport. Gene Ontology annotation, molecular function: ligand-gated sodium channel activity. The record is from RefSeq and is a predicted model, not a curated record. The transcript is spliced from 5 exons. Gene Ontology annotation, cellular component: membrane. NCBI's taxonomy places the organism in Eukaryota, Metazoa, Arthropoda, Thecostraca, Balanomorpha, Balanidae. Bases 1 to 999 code for a protein of 332 amino acids.